This is a messenger RNA of Didymodactylos carnosus, 324 nucleotides long. Lineage: Eukaryota; Metazoa; Rotifera; Eurotatoria; Philodinida; Philodinidae. The record is from the annotation of a GenBank genome assembly.
AUGUAUGACAAAACACGUGUGGAAGUUAAUCGUGAAUUAAAAAGUGCUCUAGGUAUCUGUCUAACCACCGACAACUGGUCAUCAGAUUCAAAUCAGGCAUAUAUAACAGUCACAGCUCAUAUUAUAACAUGCAAUUAUGAACAGAAAAAUUUUGUUUUGGAAACAAUUGAUUUCACGGGAAACCAUACAGCUGAUCGAAUAGUCCAGCAUUUACAGGAUCUGGCAAUUGAAUGGCCAAUAUUUGAUAAAAUUAUUUGUUUAGUCUCGGAUAAUUGUGCAACAAUGGUUAAAGUUAGUCGAGAUUUUAACAAAGGUACAGCUUAG